This is a messenger RNA of Closterium sp. Yama58-4, 969 nucleotides long. Lineage: Eukaryota; Viridiplantae; Streptophyta; Zygnematophyceae; Desmidiales; Closteriaceae. The record is from the annotation of a GenBank genome assembly.
AUGCAUGCAGCGCCCCCGCUUGCCACUGUGAGCACUCGAAAACAACUGAAGAAGAAGAAGAAGAAGAAGAAGAAGAAGAAGAAGAAGAAGAAGAAGAAGAAGAAGAAGAAGAAGAAGAAGAAGAAGAAGAAGAAGAAGAAGAAGAAGAAGAAGAAGAAGAAGAAGAAGAAGAAGAAGAAGAAGAAGAAAGCGGUAAACAAGGACGACAUCGUCGUCAACGAGGCGCUUGGCAGCGAGGCUGAAUAUGAGGAGGCUGCUGGCCCGAUUCCUUCAUUCCCUGAGAAGGAGAUGCCGAAAGACCCCAACCUUCAUAAUCCCGAUUCCCGUCCACCUUCCCCUCGCAGCAAGGACCAGAACCUGCGGAGGCCUCCGCACCCCGUGGUGCUGCAGUGGAUCGCGGAGGCUUGGGAUCAAGUCCCCAAGCAGGUCAUCAUCGACGCGUUCCGCCACUGUGGGAUUUCAAGCAAGCUGGACGGAACGGAGAACCACCUGGUGAUGUCUCACCUACGCGCUAGGAGCACCACCGAUGUCUCCGAGGACAUGUGCCUCUGGGGGACUACGGGCGACAACACGCGCCUGCUUGGGCAGGCUCCAAAGGAGGAGGAGGAGGAGGAGGAGGAGGAGGAGGAGGAGGAGGAGGAGGAGGAGGAGGAGGAGGAGGAGGAGGAGGAGGAGGAGGAGGAGGAGGAGGAGAUGCAGGCAGAGGGCGUGAGGGAGGUGGCCGUGGCAACCGACCUGGAGGUGCUGUACCAGGAGACCCCCAAUUACCGUGGAGCGGCGGCCGAGGCUGACCGCAUGAUCGAGCCUAGGGAGACGGCUAGGCAUGCCUGGCGAGUGCCAGACCUGGGUGUUAGAGAGCCUGCUGUUAGUGCAGGUGGGGAGGCGGUGACUGAGGGGGGUUAUGUAGAAGUAGAGAUUCAUGAAUGUAUGCAUGUACCCCCUUACAGUAAGCAAGGAUCGUUUAGAUGA